CUGACGUUUUGUAGCGGUACGAAUCGAUUUGAUUUACACAAAUACAAAAUUUGUUAUUCCUUACAAGCUUUGUUGCUACUUUUUGAUUGCUUAGUUUUAAUAAGCCGGGACCAUUGUGAUUAUUAAUCUGUUGACCGCAAAUAAUUCCUCAAUAUCGUUAUAUUUAAUAAUUAAGUGUCAGUUACACUCAUCCUUUAAAAAAUCAAUAAAGCCAUCAUUCUGUUCUACUGGUUUUGUGCAGUAAAUUAAUAAUUUAUUGCAUAUUUGAAUAAAUCUUAAAUUAAAUGCUUCUUGCCGACAUAAAAGAGAAAAUUGUUAUGAUUUUUUAGCAUCGAUUUUCACUAAGGAAAUUCCAAUCAACUGAAGCAAAAUGAGCGAUUUAACAGCAGAGGUAAAGAAUAAGGCGCACUUGCCAGUUUCAAGAAUAAAUACGAUAAUGAAAAGCUCAUCUGAUGUAGACACAGUAAAUAAAGCAUCAUCUUUACUGAUGUGCAAGGCUACGGAAUUAUUUAUUAGAAUACUAGCUUUAGAAGCGUACAAGAAUGCUAAUCAUGCUAAAAAACUUGACUACAAACAUCUUGCAGAAGUUGUACACAAUGAAGAAAAGUACAAUUUUCUUAGAGAUAUUAUGCCAAAAAAAAUUACCGUGGCUGAAUAUAAGAAGAUUAUGGCAAGGAAGCAAGGCUUAGAAAAUGACGAAAAGAAGGAUGAUGAAUCAUCUUCAAGUUCUUCCGACGAUGAAGAUGAUUCCAGUUCUGGAAGUGAAGAUAGUAGUGCAAGUGCUUAA
Psylliodes chrysocephalus is the source of this 787-nucleotide messenger RNA. Lineage: Eukaryota; Metazoa; Arthropoda; Insecta; Coleoptera; Chrysomelidae. The record is from the annotation of a GenBank genome assembly.